Molecule: messenger RNA, 2563 nt
Organism: Rubroshorea leprosula
Lineage: Eukaryota; Viridiplantae; Streptophyta; Magnoliopsida; Malvales; Dipterocarpaceae
Source: the annotation of a GenBank genome assembly
GUGCAAAAACCACAAACAUAUCUCUACACUUUCAAGUAUGUAGACAUAUUAUGUGUUUCAUAGAUUCUUCACAUAGUGAAUGUUUGGUUUGAGUAAAAUAGGGGAAGAGGAGGGGAAUGAGUUUUUGAACUAAUUAUAUUAUAAUAUUUUCAAAUAUUGCAAUCUAAUUGUUCAAAAAAUUCACCUCUCGCUUUGUUUCUCCCCCUCUUCCCUUAAACCAAACUUACCCUUAAUUUUAAUUAACUAACUUGUAUUUGAUCCAUAUUGCUAAUGACUCUUUGGUCCUUCAAAUAGUAAGGUGGAUCCAAAUCCAAAUUCAUGUAACAUAAAAAGAAUGUAUCCCAAUGGAGCCGACAACUCCACAUUGGUUCCUAUAUUCUAAGAUCCACAUGACCCCCAAAAUUGACAUCAAGUGGACGGUUCUUAGCUCUGUUACUCUGAAAAAUGAGUAUUUUACACGGAUUCUCCAUGUUGUUGGCCCAUGUUCACAUGGGUUCUGAGACUCCCAUGUCACAUGACCCAUCACAAAAUUACCAUUGAACCCCUUAUUACUUUAUGAGAAAUUAUAUCACGUGUGGGGACAAGAUGGGUACAAAUUUGUAAGGAAAAACCAAAGAAUAAGAUUUGGCUGUCAAAGAAAGAAAAAAUGGAAUUAAGAUAUGGCCUAUUAAGUAAGCCAAUGACAGUAUUGAUGGUCACUUAUCCUGUAAAGGCAGAGCAGAUCUAAACCAUUACUUCUUUUUGUCUUUCCUCUGUGUUCUCUCUACAAUGGUGGCCUAAGAGGAUUUGACAGAGAUGGGGAAGACAGGAAAAUGGCUUAAACACUUGUUAACAGGGAAAAAGGAUAAGGAAAAGCAAAAGGAAAAAUGCUCCAGUAAUCAGAGUUCCUCUGUUGCCCCAGAGAAUCCAUCAACUCCGAUUUCGGUGUUGCCUGGAACUCCCAAGGAGAAAAGGAGAUGGAGUUUCCGGAGAUCUUCAGCCACAGCAGCUCCAAAGGACUCGAAUGCUACAGAACAGGCUGUUGUUCCAGCGUCAGCAUUGGACAUGGAAGAUGCGCAGAAAAAGCAUGCCAUGGCAGUGGUAGCAGCCACUGCUGCAGCUGCGGAUGCUGCGGUGGUAGCUGCACAGGCUGCAGCUACUGUGAUCCGGUUGACUGCAGCUGCCAAUGGCAGAGGCAGCGCGGUUGAGCUUGAGGAAGCUGCUGCAAUAAAAAUCCAGUCGGCCUACAGGGCAUAUUUGGCAAGAAAAGCAUUGAGGGCAUUGAAGGGGCUAGUGAAGCUGCAGGCGCUGGUGCGAGGUCACCUGGUUAGGAAACAGGCAACAGCAACUCUCCGGUGCAUGCAGGCAUUGUUGACGGCACAGGCCAGAGCUCGAGCUCAGAGGAUCAGGAUGGCUGAAGAAUCCAACCCUGUUAGUCAGAGGCAAUCAGGCCACAGAAAGUCUACGCAGGAUCACCGUUACCGGUACAAUUACCAUGACAUCGACAGAGGCAUGGAGGAGGACAUCAAGACUGUAGAGAUGGAUUUUGCUGAAUCAAAAUCAAAUUCCAAGAGCAGAAACAGGUAUUCAACUGCAAACCAUACCCAAACAGAGCACCGAUUCUCCACCCAUUAUUCAAAUCAGGGAUCCUCGAGGCAGGAUAACCAGUCCCAAAUAUCUCCGGCGCCGUCAGUUCUUACCGACAUGAGCUCCAGCGCCUACGGCGGCCAUUUCGACGAAUGUUCUUUUAGCGCGGCGCAGAGCAGUCCGCAAUACUACUCUUCCACCCCCAAACCGGACCCGUCAAGACUCCCCCUCGCAUUCCCACCGCCCGAUUACGCCGAACCCAUGUCCUACGAUUACCCGUUGUACCCGAAUUACAUGGCGAAUACGGAAUCUUCCCUGGCUAAAGCCAGGUCGCAGAGUGCACCGAAAUCGAGGCCAGAUUCGUACGAGAGGCAGCCCAGCGGCCGGCGAAGAGCAUCGGUGGAAGGGAGGAAUGCACCGAGAGCGGUGCGGAUGCAGCGGUCGUCGUCGCACGUCGGAGCCACCCCGCAAAAUUCCCAGUUCCCGUGGUCAAUCAAGUUGGAUAGAUCAACGGUUUCGCUGAAAGAUAGCGAGUGCGGAUCGAGCAGUACAGUGCUUACAAACACCAAUUACUGCAGAUCGCCUGGUGGAUUUGAUCCUCAUGGAGAUAGGUACUGACAACAGGAACUGGACAAAUGCAUGUGACUUAACUAUUAAAAUAAGCCAAGCUGGAAAAGAAGCUUCUUCAACAGAAAAAAAAAAUGUAAAAUAAUUGUGGAACGGAAUGGUAGAACCGUAGAAGUGUAGAAGCUGCCCCAAUUUCUGAGAAUUUUUCCUUCUUUAUGCCAAGAGUUGAGUGCUUCAACAAUGUGUGGAGUCUUUCUUUUUAUUUUUUUUUCAGGUUUUCUUGAGACAUUAACUUUUACAUCGGUUUGGAUGUAUGGAUUUGUCAUUAGGGAAAGGUUAUUAAUCAACUAACCUGCAGGAAAUGCAGGCAAUCAGUUUGUCUAUAGAAGUUUAGGGUGUGAAUUUUCUCUAAUAUACAUAUUUUUCAUUU